This is a messenger RNA of Strongylus vulgaris, 284 nucleotides long. Lineage: Eukaryota; Metazoa; Nematoda; Chromadorea; Rhabditida; Strongylidae. The record is from the annotation of a GenBank genome assembly.
AUGCUUGUACGUGAUGCAUUCGAUCAACCAGCAAGUGUAGUGAAAACCAAAGCUACUGCCACAGAUUUAGUAACAGAGACUGAUCAAGCUGUUGAGAAAAUGCUCAUUGAGGGAUUGAAGAAAGCUUUUCCGGAUCAUAAGUUUAUUGGUGAAGAAUCGACAGCAGGCGGUGCAAAAAUAGAGUGGACAAGUGCGCCGACAUGGAUUAUUGAUCCAAUAGAUGGCACGACGAACUUCGUGCACAGGUGCGUCUAUAUCAUAGUCUUUUUUUUUAAAUUUUGACG